AUGUAUCACCUAAGAAAAGAAGACCCACCUCGAAUUCAAAAAGAAAUUUUAUCACGCACAAAUCAAUACUACAUCGCCCAGGUAAAUCAAAUGGAAAUCAAAAUCAGUGAACUUAAAGCUCAGCUUGAAGCUAAAAAUAAGGAAAUUCAAUAUCUCACAAAUAAGUUAGAAAGAGCAGAAGAGCAUGCCCAAAUGCGUUUGAAAGAAGAAAUUUCAGCGUCAAACCGAACAGUAAAGGAGCUGGAAACAAAAAUUGCUAUAUUAGAAGAAGAAAAUCGGCAGCUGAAACUUCAAGUCAAUCACAAUCAAGAUCAAUCUGAUAUCAAAAUUGAGCUGGAAUAUGCACUUAGGAUGAAACAAAUUUUCGAAGAAAAAUACCGUGAAGCGAAAUCACUGCAGCUCAGAGCUGAUAUGAAAAGAGAAACUCAAAGCCAAGAGCCACGUUCGAGUUUAAAUAAAAGCCAGCUUUUCGAUCUUCAGCAAGAGUUGGAAAAUGCUCAUAAGGAAAAAGAGAAAGCACAGAGGCAUGCAAGUUUAACUGAUGAAGAAAAUAAAAAAUUGCAUAAAAAAGUUGAAGAGCUAGAUAAAACCAAUGCAGAAUUAAAUAGAAAAUAUAUAACCUCUUUAUUGAAAAUCAGAGAUCUAGAAAGCAGGACUUCUCUAGAAAAUAGCCAGCAAGUUGAAGAGGACUCACAAGCUAAAAAUGUUGACCUAAAGAUCAACACUUUUAUGCAGGAAGAAACUAUGCUGAAAAAAACUCCCAAAAUUGUCCUCCCAAAAACAGUUUUAUCAUCUGCACCUCAGAAAACAAUAAAUUUAAUUAAAAACACAAAGGAAAUGGCUUUUGCUAGACCAAUUAAAACUAUAAAAGAUAGAAGAGAAGCUAGUCACCAUCAAACUAACCAACCUAAUUCAGAGCCACCAAAAACUUCUUCUAUCUAUGCUCAAGCCAUUCAUAAAGGCUUAAGCGUUUUCAAUCAAAUUCCUAAACCCUUAACAAGUAGCACUAAAUCAAUCCAAAAUAAAAAGACAGUAAAAUUCCCUGAUGUUGUGGUAAAUAAUACCAAAAAUGAUUUUUCUACAUUGAAGAGAAACCAAAACUCAUCACAAAGUUCCUCGCCAAAAACUAGCAUUUUUGGAAGUCCUGGGAUCUUAAAAAACAAACAAAGUAGCAUCGAGAAGCAAAUUGUGCCAAAUUUCACCAUAACCCUAGAUAAAUCUUCAAGCAAUGAUACAUUUGGUGAUGAGUUCCCUGAUGAGGACGAGCUUAACACCUAA
Molecule: messenger RNA, 1278 nt
Organism: Blepharisma stoltei
Lineage: Eukaryota; Ciliophora; Heterotrichea; Heterotrichida; Blepharismidae
Source: the annotation of a GenBank genome assembly